Salmo salar (Atlantic salmon) is the source of this 5940-nucleotide messenger RNA. The record is from RefSeq and is a predicted model, not a curated record. NCBI's taxonomy places the organism in Eukaryota, Metazoa, Chordata, Actinopteri, Salmoniformes, Salmonidae.
CCCAGCCUCCUGCAUCUGUUCAGUCGCGACUCUCACCACAUAUACACGCGCCACCAGUCGAGGACCGCUACAGCUGGAAAGUAACUUGACACAAUAAAAAUGACAUAAAACUGAGGUUAUUGUUUUAUCAUUCUGGUCUUUGAAUAGCUUUCCUUUCUGUUUCUACGUGUGGAUACGUGUGGUCUGGAAUAUAGCCUACGGGAUGCUGUUUCACACAAGGAUUAAUGAACGAUAAAUGGUUCGGGUGCUCGCGCGGAUGGUUCCUGAAAAUGGAUACAGAUUUUAAGAAGCCUCCUCUUGCUCCUAAACCAAAACUUGUGAGUCACCUCACCUUCAAGCUGCCUUCCCCCCUCAUGUCCCGGCCCUGCUCCUUAGCUAGGGGCCCCAAACCUCCCAUCGCCCCCAAACCAACAGUACCACAUGACCCUGAGGAGCGCGACUCCUCCCUGCUCUGCAACAAUGCCCAGGAGGGGUACACCAACGGGGACCUAAUUUCCUCAGACGAGGACCUGGACCAGGAGAACGAGCCAGAGGACUGUCUGAGUGGAGGGAAGGGGCUAGAGGAGGAGGAGCCAGUGGAACCUCAGUAUGACUCAUACUCUCUCAGUUCAGGGGCCAACGAUCCUGAGAAUGGUUAUGAAGAGCAGAGGGAACAGGAGGAGGAGGAAGACUGGAGGUUAACUGACAGCAUUCAAACAGAGGAGGUGGAUUCUCUGGACACACUUGGGGUCAGUGAUGCUGGAUUCACAAUUUACUCAGUGGACUCGGUGGAGAUAAUCGACACAGACAUCGCUGAUGAGAUUGACGCAGAGGGCUGCUACGCGGGCGAGGCGCUGGCCGACACAGAUGGUGUCUCUAUCACCAGCAUUGAGGAGGAGGAGGCAGCAUGCUACCUCUGUGAAACUUGGCCUGGGAAAGAAAAGAAGGAGAAUGAGGAGGAAGAGCACCAAAUAGAGGAAGAAGAAGCAGAAGAAGAAGCAGCUGAUACCACAGCAGAUGCAGUAACAGAAUCUCUCUCUGAGGAACCCAUAGAUCUCCUCGUCAAAGACAACAUUGAGGAAGACCUUUUUACCCAAGAGCCUUCAUCCUUCAAGGAGGAGGAUGAGGGGGAAGUAGAGGAAUCCUCAUCUUACCCUGGUAGUCCUACCAAUGUCCUACAGGAGGACUUAGGAUAUGAUGUCAUUGGUCCCUCAGAGGAGAGAGCAGAAAGGUAUCAACCAUAUUCCAUAAUUGAUGAAGAGCCCAUGACUAUUCAGUACAGUAUGGAAGAGGGUGAGCGCCAACACAGCAAACAUAAAGCGAAACAACUUUUCAACACAGAGGAGGAAGCAGUUGACCCUAGCCUCGAACCCUACUACAUCUCAACUGAGGACAUUGUGGAUCCAGAGCAGAGCCCUGCAGAGGGCAUAAGUGAUGGAUCAGCAGAGAGUGAGAUCACACCGGAAGAAUCUUCACUGGUCACAACAGAGACCACGGAGCCCAGUGAGUACGCAGCCAUAGGUGAUGAUGACUCGCUGUGUGAGGACAUGGGGCAUAUUGAGUGUGUCUCUUCUGAGGACUACGUCGAGAUAGGAGAUGACAAUGAUGACGAUGAUGACGACAGGGAGAACAUGACAGGUUCAUGUCAGAGAAGGAUGCCUGUAGUCCAGAGGGUGGAGGCUUUCUUGAACCAGAGUAACAACCAGCCCCGCUUCAGGUUGGUGUCCAUCUCAGUGCCAGGGGACACAGACACCUCCCAGGCCUCAUCGUUCUCUGACAGCAAGCUACUCUCCCCAGAUGACUCUGAUGUGUUCAGGGAUGAGGAGGACCUAGAGGGCCACAUCAUUCCCUACCUGGAUGAGACCACCGACACAGAAGGUAACCUUAGUGAUGAGCAUGUCUACGAAGAGGCAGGCCUGGACUCAGAGGGGGAGAAUUUCCUGCCUUUUGACAGAAAGUCCAUUGUGACCAGGUCCCGGUCGUUGUCAGGGAAAGUGUCUGGUUACGUGCCUGAUACGGUUCCUGAGGAGGCGGGCUCCGAGUUCCACCUUCAGAACUACUGCGAGGUGGAAUUGGACCGGAGCGGACCCGCGCUGAGCAGCAGUCCCAUGUUAAACUCAACCCGGGCCAAGAGCUCAUCCAAACAACAUCGCUUUCUCCUGUACCCCCGCUCCUUCUCCAUGGAGGGACGGGACCUGCCCCUGUGUGUGUACAGGGAGGGCCAGGGUUCCCCGGGGGAGAGGAGGGAGGACAGCCUCUCCCUGCCCUGUGUCAUGGGUUCUUCUGGAAGCUUCUCCCAGCAAAGUCCCCUGCCCUCCAGCGGCCUGUCCACCCCUACUUCGAUGGUGGACAUCCCUCCUCCCUUUGAGCUAGCAUACAUCACCAAGAAGCCCAUCACCAAGAGCUCUCCAUCCCUGUUCAUCGAGGGGGACUCCCCAGACAGGCAGAAGAAGAAGAAGUCCUCCUUCAAGCGCUUCCUGAUGCUGAAGUUCAGGAGGAAGACGGAGAGCAAGCUGCUGGUGGACGUCAAUGUGUCCUCCUCCAGGUCCUCCCCUGAGUCCAGCCACCACGGCCCCGCCAGGGUCCUUGAUUUAGACAGGCGCAGCACAGGCAGCUCCCCGCAACUCAAGUCCCGGAUGGUCAGUAAGCCCCAGCGCUCUCCGGACUCCCCCUCCACCUUCCUGUUCUAUAAGGAUGGGAAGAGAAAAGGGGGUUCCGUGGCCUUCCUCAACCGCAGUGUGGCCCGGGUGGAGUCCUUUGAGGACCGCUCCCGCGCCCCCUACACCCCCCUCCCCCUGACCAAGCCCCGCUCCAUCUCCUUUCCCAACACUGACAUGUCAGACUACGAGAAUAUCCCUGCCCAGACCCUCAGCUCCGACUAUGAGAACAUCCAGAUCCCUUCCCGGAGGCCUGUACGACCGGGGACCUUUGCAGAGUUCUUUGACCAUACGAGUCGGGUGCUGUCCUCUGCCAAUGACACUGAUGGUUACGUGGAUAUGAGUAGCUUCCCUGGGUUUGAGAGAAAAGCUCAGUCACCUGAGCAAGAGCCUGAAAGUGCCUAUACAGAAGCCUACACCGUGUGCGCCAUAGCUGUUGGUUCACCUGGCGGGUCAGGGGUUGAGGCGGGGGGCGGGACAGCGGAGGAGGAGGACCAAGAACAAACCUCUGAGGAGGAGGAGGGAGGAGCAGAUAACACAUAUGACAGACGGACCGACGGUCGAUCCAGAGCCUUCUACAUUGCCAAAGAGCUGGUGGACACUGAGAGAUUACAUGUGAAAGCCCUCAAGCUUCUCCAAGAGGACUUCAGGGAGGCGGUGGGGGCUGCAGUAGGGGAUGAGGGGGAUCCUGUGCUGGAGGAGGAGAGGCUGAGAGAGAUCCUCAAUGAGCUGCCCGAUGUUUACACUCUGCACCGCAGAAUCCUCACCGAGUUAGAGAAUCGCAUCCGACAGUGGGAGGAGAGCCAGAGGAUUGCGGAUGUCAUCCUAUCCAGGAAGUCAGAGUUUGUGGUCUUUACGACUUACAUCGGUCACUACGACCGUAGCAUGAGCCUGCUGGACGAAAGCUGCCGUACCUCGCCCACCUUCUCGGCAAUCGUCCGCCAGUAUGAGCAGCAGAGUCCGGCAGGAGACAAUGUCUCUCUCAAACACCAGCUUCUGCAGGUCAUCGUACGGGUGGCUCAAUACUGCAUGCUCCUCAACGAUUACCUGAACAACCUCUCCCCAGACUCUAAAGAAUACGAAGAUACACAAGCCGCACUGGUGAUAGUAUCAGACGUUGCGGAUCAAGCCAAUGACAGUUUGAAACAUGGGGAGAACCUGCUGCGUCUGGUCAACAUAGAGUACAGUGUUCGAGGCCAGAGGGAUCUGCUCCAGCCUGGCAGGGUGUUUGUGAAGGAGGGCACUCUGAUGAAGGUCAGCAGGAAGUUCAGACAGCCACGCCACCUGUUUCUGAUGAAUGAUUUGCUGCUGUACACCUACCCUCAGCAAGACGGGAAAUACAGACUGAAAAACACCCUAAUACUGACUGGGAUGAAGGUCAGUAAACCCAUCAUAGAGGAUGUGCAGAACGCUCUGAGGAUCGAGGGAGCAGACAUCUCCAUCACCUUGGCAGCCAGCUCCUGUAGUGAGAGAGAGGACUGGUUCCACACUCUGAGUCGGACAGUGUCUGACCACGCCAGAGGACCUGGAACUUUCAGCGGCUGUUCUGGAGAGGCCAGAGAGCGUCUGUGGCUGUCCCUGGGGGAGAAGGCUCCUACUCUGGUGCCUGUAUCCCAUGUGAUGAUGUGUAUGAACUGUACCUCAGACUUCAGCAUCACACUGCGCAGACACCACUGCCACGCCUGCGGGAGGAUUGUGUGUCGGAGCUGCUCCAGGAACAGAUACCCUCUGAAGUACCUGAAGGACCACAUGGCCAAAGUGUGUGACCACUGUUACAGCGAGCUCAAGAAGAGAGGAGGAGAUGUGUCUGGGGCGAGUGGUACUGACAGUCCUCGUUCUAACCGCCGCUCCAGCCGCCCAAUCUCUGCCGUCUUCCAGAACAUUCACCCUCCCAGCCUGUGGAGACACCGCAAGGGCACCGCAUCUCUGAGCCAGGUGAGUGUGUCAGAGGAGGCCUCUAUGAGCGGGACUCAACAGCGCAGUAAGAGGAGCAAGAGGAACUGGAAGAGGCUGUGGUUCCAACUCAAAGACAAGGUGCUUUACACCUACCAGGCCCGCGAGGAGAAGGUGGCAUCUGAGAGUUUGCCUCUCUUGGGCUUCACAGUGAAGCUGCCUGACAGGCCAGGUGGAGAGGAGACAACCAACGUCUUUGAGCUGUACCACAAGAAGUCCCUGUACUACACCUUUAAGGCCGAGAACAACCACACUGCUGAGAGAUGGGUGAAUGCCAUGGAGGAAGCCACAGUUUUAUAGCAGUGGCCAUCUUGGGUGGUUUGUUGAUACUGUGGUUGCGUUCCCCUGCUCAGACGUUGCAUGUAUCAACCAAUGAUUGCGUGCCACGUCAUCAACUGUGUCAUCGACUGACAGAUUACUUUAACAUAUGAUGUGGUUAGCUGAUACAUAAAAUACCUAUCCAGGCGUUAUAAGAUCUGGCAGGCGUCAGCAACGCCUGGACAGAGGAACACACCCUAUAUCUCACCUUUCAGACUUACCCUGGAGUCCUCGCUGCCACUCUCCUACUACACAUAGCCGUCCCUCAGAAUGCCUGAAUGUAAAACAAAAAGGGAAGAAGAGGAAGAAGGAUGAAUAUGUUCACUUUGCCUUUAGUCAGCUGUGACGGUUGUGUCUUACUGUGUGGACUGGGAGAGGAGAGAACAAGACAUGGUGUUCUUAAAGGAGGGGACACGCUCACCUACUUUGUCAUCUUCCAACGUCCCCAUCCCGCUGCUACAGCAGGUGUGAUGCCUAGAGCCAAGAGAGAAGCUGUCCCAGAUACGUACCCUUCUGGAAAAUUCCACCAAGGCUACCUAUGACUCUCCCUCCAGUUUUUCAUGGCAUUAACCACUCUGGAUUACUUAUACAAAUGGAAUGAAAAUUACAUUCACAUUUUUUUGGGAUAUUUUAUUUUAUUUUAAGAACACUGUAAAAACAAUGUAGUUGUUUCAACUAGUUAUUAUUAAAUAACAGUUUCCACAGACUUUUCGGGCAGAGUGUUACCUGAACCCACAUUUUUUUGGGGCACAAACUUGAUUACAUUUUGCAUGUUCAUUUAUAUAGGAAUUCAUAUAAAAUAAAAUAACAUUUUAUUGGUCACAUACACAUGGUUAGCAGAUGUUAAUGCGAGUGUAGCGAAAUGCUUGUGCUUCUAGUUCCAACAGUGCAGUAAUAUCUAACAAGUAAUCUAACAAUUCCCAACAACUACCUAAUACACACAAAUCUAACAAGUAAUCUAACAAUUCCCCAACAACUACCUAAUACACACAAAUCUAAAGGGGUGAAUGAGAAUAUGUACAUAUAAGUAUAU